Rhincodon typus (whale shark) is the source of this 11371-nucleotide messenger RNA. RefSeq lists its product as uncharacterized. The transcript is spliced from 11 exons. The record is from RefSeq and is a predicted model, not a curated record. The coding region runs from base 772 to 5478 and encodes 1568 amino acids. Lineage: Eukaryota; Metazoa; Chordata; Chondrichthyes; Orectolobiformes; Rhincodontidae.
AGAGAAUCCAGGUGAAAAAUAACAGGGGAGUUGUAGAGAGUUUCAGUAGAUAGGGAGGAAAUAGGGAACAUAUGGGGGAGAGAGCUGAGGACAGGGAAAUGAAACAGAGACGGGCAGAGAAACGAGGGGAACAGACAGUGGGAGGGAAAGUGAUUGGAGAGGGGGAAAGAAGAAAAUAGAUCAAGGGAGGAAACGAGUGGACAGAAGGGGAGGGAGCAACCAAGAGGCUGAGUCCUGUGCCCCCACCCUGGAUACCAGCAGCAGCAGCAGCAACAACAACAACAACAGCAGAGGUGCUAGCUCACUCAGCACAGGGCCCUAACCCUGAGUGACUGUGGCUCCUUGAGCACUGUAGGGUUUGUAGUAUCUGCAUGUUCCAAUCAGAAACUGGAACGGGCUUAUGCUGAAGAGGUUUUUGUCUCCUGGUUGUUAACCUAGACGGGCAGUGCCCUGGACAAUACAGAGAGUACAGAUCAAGUGUUGGGCUCUCCUGUCAGUGGGCUUGACCAGAUCUUAAAGCAACCAUUUCAACUUGAUCUCCAACCCAGCAUCAGCUCCUUCCUUUGGCACCAACCGGAACUGCUCAAUGAGAAAAAGGGCAACAUCAGCUGAACAGUAAAACUCCCAUCAGUCCAAACACAACAGCUUCAGACACGAGGUGUUGCUGUGUAAAAUGUGUGCUUAACCGUCUGCAGUGAGAUUCCUCCCUUUUCCCCCUUAACCAUCCCCGGGUGUCCCGACGCCAGCGGAGAAGGCCAGUCUGAAGGAGUCAUGCUUUCGGCUCUUGUGGGUGAUGGGGUGAGCAGGGGCCAACAACUCCCGAUGCCUGAAGCUGCCUCCCUUCUGCUGGCCCAGGAGCUCUGCAUCGGACUUCGGAAUCGGAGAGUGACCAGGAUGUCGGCCCAGACCAUGCCCCGGUCCCGGCAGCUGCCCGCCUCCCCCCUUCUCCUCCCGGAGCUCCAGGGCCGCAGAGCGACAAGGACGUCCUCCCAGGGCAGGCCCCCCCACGAGCCGGGGCAGCACGUCCGAACCCACACGCUCAAGUCCAGUGGGCGGAUGGUCAGGAAGCUGAACUAUCGCGAGGUGGUGAACCGGGGCCUCCUGCACUCGGAAGCGGCUGCGGCAAAGCGGAAUGCCAAGCCGAGGGGUAGGGAUCCAGCGGCGGAAGGCGGUGGCGGUGAAGGGCAGCUGGAGGCCCGUGUCCAGCACAAGGAGCACCCGAGUGUCCUGCAGGCCCAGGAAGUUGGAUUGGUGCAGAGGAGGAGAGCAGGGGCUGUAGGAAAGAUCCAGCCUGUAGCUCGCCGGAGUAAGGCCCGCUCCGUUCUGAAGCCAGACUGUGACCAGGCCAGCAGUGAAGCAGAUCCUGGGACCUGGAUUUCACCUGCUACUGACAUCAAGCUGAAGGUCGAGUUGCCUGAAGUCCAUAUCCCUUCUGGUGAAGAGUUGGAUGCUUUAGCAGUCAGUACAUACGGUGGAGAUGACUUGAGCUGUGGGGCUGCCCCGUCUGUAGUCGGGAAUGAGAGAGCAGGGCGUCGGGCUCUAAUGGACCGGUGUGAGGGGCGGAUCACUGCUGCUGAUGUAGCCCCGCGUGUAACCAAGUGGCAUUAUCUCCAGUGUCAAACUGCAGACCAGCCACCCAGCUGUGACGGCCUGGGGCAGACUCCAACCAAUCAAAUGUGCACAGAAAACACAGUGAGCAGCGCAGUGCCCCCUGAAAACACGCGUGCCGAGGGCCCAAACCAUCCUGCCAGGCCAGUGAAGCACACUAAAGUCGAGAAGCUGGACCGGGGGGAAGUUACCGGUGAGGUGUUUAGAGAAAAUGCAGGACCUAUCCACACAGUGAGCUGCCGGACAUUUUCAGAGACUGUGUUGGUUCAGGGAGUGCCUGUGGGAGGUGUCCUGAGCAGUGAUGGGCCCGAUCAGAUUCCUGCCUCUGUCUCUGUCGAAGGCCUCGUGACUAUUGGGAUGAUUGCUGAGAGCAGGCUGGGUGAGGCACCUUCAGAUAAUGCCACUGUUCUACUGCCCAUGGGAGGUGAAGUGGCCACCAAUGUAUUAGUCUUUCAGGCCUUGGAAGGUGGAAUAACCAGUGAACAGGUGACCUGCCUGAAUCUCGGAGCAGAUCACCACCCUGGUGUACCGACAGCACCCAGUGAGUUGACCACAGCGAAGGUAAUGGCAACAAAUGGACCCUUCCAGGGCUUGUUGCCUGGGACACCAUCGGGAAAUACAGAAAUGGUAGAGACGGAAGCAGAAAGGGAGAUGACCGUAGCCGUGCCUGUCGAAGAGGACCUGACCAGUGGCCAACUCGCUGGGAUUCAGCGAGCCGCACAGGGCCUUGCACAGGAAGAGACAGCUAUGGGAUUUGUGACUUUUGAGAUUCCAACUGAGCGCAAGGCGACUGACGCUUCUGCAGUCACGACACCAAAUCCACUGACUACUGCAGACCCUGCCAACACAGCACAUCCACGAAUUACAGCUACCAACAGCUCUCUCCCCGAGAGUGAAGUCCCUCCAGAAACAGCAGCGGAGGCGCCCGCAGAACGUGGGCUCCCCGACGGGUUUUCCGUAGAAAGGGCGAUGGCCAGUAUCAUGCUCAGAAUGAAUGAAUUGGUCGAUGUGCCAACAGAUGUCACUGCUGUCGAUUCGGGAGAGGACGAGCUGACCACAGACGACGAGCUGACCUCCGGCGACGAACUGACCACGGAGGACGAGCUGACCUCCGAUGAUGAGCUACCCAUGGACGGCCGGGUGGUUGAUGAAACACUAAUGGAGACCGAGUUGGCAGACAUUCCUGCAGACACCACUGCUGCUGCCAUGGAAGUCUGUACCGCAGUUGAACUGGCUCGGGAAAUGGGUGUUGCACCUAGCAGCCUACUUACAGAGGAACAGUUAGCGAAUGAGCCACUGGAAGAAGUUGAAACAACUGGAAGUGUGACUUAUGAGGUUCUAGUCGAUGGGGAGCUUGUUGACAUCCCCACUGAUAUAGUAAUCAUUGAAUUAACCGGAGAGAAUCAGGAUGAAGGGAUAUCUUUUGAUUUUGGAUUAACCAAGGAAACCAUUGCAGAGAAUGGAUUAGUUGUGAUAUCAUCAGAUACCAUUGGGCCAGCGAGAGUGGUGCUUUCCCAAGAUAGGCUUUUGCAGAAUGAAUUGGUUACGUUUUCCCAAGAAUCUUUAGCCUCCCUAAAGGAUGAGGAGGUCAGAGAUCCUUCCACCAAGGGAGGGCUUGCAGAGAGCGGUUUGAUGAAGCCACCUCCAGAUACAGCAGACAUGGAAGUAGCUGCAGGAGAUGAAGUAGCAACAGUGUUGAUCAAUGCUGGGGCAGGAGAUACACUCGGUGGAGAUAUGAAGGGAAGCCAGACGUCAGAUGAAAGUUCCGUCCUCAACUCCUUGCAAAACAAGCGUUGUGAGCCACUGACACCAAAAGGAGUUGAUGUUUGGGCCACUGUUGACAACAAUACAAUAAAUAGCGAGGUUAAUGAGUGCCAAAAUACUGAACUCGGUAACAGUGAGUCAGGCUGUAUUCCGCUGCCUCUUGGACAUGAUCCGUGCCCAGAGCAGGAGGUCAGCUGCAUAGAAAAGGACAGCAAUCAAUUAAUUAUGGACGGUACAACCACAUUUGGGAAAUUUGGAACAGCACCAGUGUGUAAGGAAGCAGCCCUUUGCUCUGUAAAGUGGAAAGCACUGAGAAACACGAAUAGGACACCAGAGUUUGUAAGGUUAAAGACGAAGGAGUCAAACCGUGCUGUCCUCUUGUCGAAUUGUGCUCAGUAUUUCUCCCCUCUGGAAACGUUCCGGGAGGACAGGCUGUCAAAAUGUGUGGAUUGUGGCAGCAGCAAGUGUGACAGUGUCAGCAUGGGGCACAAUAUCCAACACAUGGAAGGAGUAAAACCAAAGAACCUGCCUCUUCUGCUGAUGGGUGAUUUGGGGCAUGGUAAACGGUGUGGAAAGCUCGCGGUCCUGGAACACUUGUCAGCCAUUGCCAAUGGUCUGAGUUUAUUUUCCGAGUGUGCGGAAAUGCAGCAGGAGUUCUCUCGAGUGUCUGACGUUAUUGUAGCUCUGGGAAUGUGCAGUAGAUUUCAAUUCCAAAAAGGCAUCGACCUACAGUUCCACUUCAAUUCUGAGCAAGCGUCCCCUUUGGACCCUUUCUGCUACCAACCAUCCCCAAAUUCAGAGCAGUCUGCCAGUGGGAAGCCUCUUGCUCAGUCCCACCAAAAGGAUCCGUAUUGGCCUUUCCCACUGUCAAUGCACUUCCAUACUCCUGACUUCCCGAUUUCGCCUCCUGCCAACCUGGCUCCCUUACUGUCGUGGUUUGCUCACGGUGCUGAGUCAGGUGAUCAUGGUCGCGAAAGGACAGCUUUACCGAUCACUCCACAACACUCCCAGACGCCUUCCCAAUGCCGCCCCGGCUCUGGCAAUACCUUUUGGACACCAGCUGUGCCGUUCGUGGCUGGCAGGUGCCCUUGCUCCCAUUCCAGGUUUGGGUUGCACACUGUUCUAGCACUUUCAUCGCCGGCCUGCUACAGACUCUGGACGAGGCAGCGCCACUUCGGUAGAGCCUCUAACGCCCACCGGCCGUUCUUGACUCCGUUUGGAGGGAGUUUGGAAAAGCUUAUUGUCCCAGUUCAUUCCGACAAAUCCUUUUGGUCACUGAGCUACACCCUGGGCCGAGUGGUGUCAUGGUGGAGUCAGCACAGUCCAACACCCUGUGCAUCAAGAUUUAGUACCAGCCCCUCCAGUAACUGCGGGAGGAGCAUUCCCAGUUUCCAUCCGUCCAAUCUCGUCGCUGGAAACGGAACCAAUUUGAGUGAAGCAAAGUCCUUGCUAAUUCUGCAGACCAAUAACCAAAUUGACCUGCAGUCCUUGAACAUUGACUGCAUUAACGAGCCGUAUCUCGCUUUACCAGACCCGCCUACCUCAACCCCAGGAUGCACUGUUACUGACAGCACCUUCACUUCCUCUGCACCCCUCGUCCCAAGCAUUACUUACGUCGAAACCCAACUUCACUCUGAACAAAAAGAGGAACGUGUACCUUACGACAAAUCUGUUAGCAAAUCGAAGGGAUCUCUAAGGAAGGUCUCCCAGAUCCGAAUCCGGAAAAGUGUUCCCAAACAAGACACUAAUCUCACACCCAUGGGGCUGCCCAAACCCAAGAGAUUGAAAAAGAAAGAAUUCAGUUUGGAGGAGAUCUACACGAACCAGAAUUAUAAGUCGCCAUCUGCACACAGCAAGUAUCUGGAGACUAUUUUUGAAGAGCCUGUUUUGAAGAAGGGCUCCUUCGUCUGCACGAGUCUCCAGAAACGCAAGCGCCUCUUAGAAUUCCAGGACUACACUCUCCCGCGCAAGAGACGGGCGCACGCCAGAGUGAAGUUUCUGAGCCGAACGCGGGGCAGGAAGGCUACCACGCGUGACGGGGAAAUUGACUCACUGCUUGUUCAAAAACUGACGGAACUGGAGGCCUUCCUGGCCGAAGAGGACUAAAGUCUCGGCAGAAGUGAACAACCUGUUCUAGACUUGCAUUUGCUCCCACGGGUGUCCAGGUCUGUUUACACUACAUGCCGGAGGUCAGCACGUUGCACUGUGUGUUCUGCCUUGUUUUCUGGUCCCUGGGGAAGAGAACGGUGCCAAGCUUGAAAGCCACUGCAUGCGAAAAUAAAACGGGAGGGUGUGUGGGUCUUUUAAACAGCACCUCUGCUGCACGUGAGCGGCGCUGCAAAACAAAAAGGUUCAUUUAUUUGCAAGGUUACCUGUGGAGAGAGCAACGCAAAGCUGAGCCAAGGAAGGCAAUUCCACCUCGCUUGCUCGCUCACUGCCACCCUCACAAGUGAAUGAAGCUACUGCUGCUCCCACUUUGCACAGAAUUUGAAUGUGCUGCAAAACAGAUUGUGCUGUCACACGGGGGAAAAGAGUGGCUUGAACGUAGUGCAGAGAGUGUCUCUUAAAGUGUUUACAAAGAUUGCAGAUCCUGCAGUAAAUCUUCAGAGGGCUGGGCUGGAUUCACUGCUCAGCAGAGGGCUCAGUUCUGAGUGUCUUCUGGUUGGGAUCAGUUAGCCUGGUUGCUGUUUUUGCUUCUAUAUAAUAUAGUGUACGUAUAUUAUAUAUGGAUAUCUUGAAAUAACUUGAGCCUAAAGUGCUGAAAGUAAAUAUUCCAAAGUAAAUAUUGAAACACAAAUGAUUUUUCUGUCUGUCUGUCUGUGUUGCCUAGUAAAUGCGUGGGUACAGGUUCCACUGACUCAUUGGGAAUGGGGGCUAAGCAGUUUGUAUCAAACAUCCUGCUUCCUCUCCCAGUGAAUAAGGUGUAAGCCUCAGCUUGGUUUUGUUUUUGCCAGAGGAGGUACCUGUACGCACCUUUUGGUCCAAAUUGAUUGUGUCUUCUUUUUUUUUGAAAAAAAAAGUUUUUACACUGGGUGAGAAUUUAAUUUCUUGCGGUCAUGGAUUUAUGAUUACUGCGGAUUUCACAAGUUGAUGCUGGGUUUUAGCAGUGAUUUUGAUAUUCGGAUGCUGGAUCAUAUUGGCAGUAACUGGACAUUUCUUGCUCCAUUAUAGUAACCAGGUUAGGAAAAAGACCUUCUUGAAAUUAGUUGAUUGGUGUGUCUCCUAUGUAGUUAUGUUGGAACAGUGCAAGUUACAGUGCAGGGUGGACCAGGAGCAGGACUGUAUGAUACCGCACCAUUUCUCAUGCAGGACUCAAGCUUAGACACUUACUGAAGGACUUAAGAUUUGUCUUCAAUCUCUGUUACAGCUCACACAGUAGCUUCCUCAUCUCUGAGCUGCAGGGUUGUCAGCUCAAGGUGCACCCAUCAGCCUUAAGCGCCUAAUCCAGUCAGACACUUCAGGGUGCUUCUGAUUAGAAUUGUUCACUGCUGACAGUGCUGCAUUACCGAUGAGAUGUUAAACCGAGGAGUCCUUUUUCCUCAAGGGUGGAUAUAGAAGACUCCACUGAUGUGAAGAAUAGCUAGGCAGCUCUUGCAGUGCACUGGCAAAUAUUGAUAUAUCAAUCAACAGUUUACCUGGCUGCUGUGUCUGUAUUCGGUAACGUUAAUAUUGUAUAACUAUAACAGUGAUAAUGCUUAAAAAAACUUCACUUGCUGGCAAGCACUUUGGGACAUUCUGAAGACAUGAAGAGUACUAAAAUAAAAUGCAGCCUCUUUCUUUCUACAGCUCCCCUGCAUCAGCACAUCUUAAUAUAAGGGAACUCCAGCAAAGUGAGACUGUAAGCUCUGUUCUGCACAAGUGGGUUCAGUUGAUUUGAAAGUUAGUGAGAUCAGCCUGAUGUCAGGGAAUUUGUGCAGAAAGUACAUGGAAACAUAAGAAUGAGGAGCUGGAGUAGGCCAUUUAGCCCUUUGAGCCUGCUCCACCGUUCAAUAAGAUGCUGGCUGACCUGAUUGUAACUUUAAAUUCACACUCCCACCUCCCUAUGAUAACCCGUCACCCACAUUGUUUAACAUGAAUCUAUCGACUUCUGCCUUGGAAACAUUCAACACCUUUUCAGGGAGAAUGAUUUAAACACUCACAGCAUCCAGGGAAUAAGUUCUUUAUCUCAGUUCUGAAUGAUCAACCCCUGACUUUUAACCAGUGACCCCGCUUCCUGGAUUCUUCCAUAGAGGAAAUAUCCUCUUAAUUCCAAUCUGCCGAGACCUUUUAUGCUCUUGUAUGUUUCAUUUAAGUCACCUCUCAGAAUUCUGCAGUACGGAAAGAGGCCAUUCUGUCUAUUGUGUCUAUACUGGAUCCUGAAAGACCUCGACUAGUCCCAUUCUGCAGCUAUAUCUCUGUAGCCCAUUGCUGUUCUAAACUCAAAUGAGUACAAGCCCAGUCAGUCCAAGGUUUUGUCCUAUAAACCCCCCCAACUCCAUUCCACAUAUUACCCUGAUAAACAUUCUCUGAACUGCCUCCAAAUGUUUACACUUUUCCUUAAAUAAGGGUACCAAUUCUGCGUACAGUACUCUAGAUCCAGUUUCCUCAGUGCCCUGUAUAACUGAAACAAAAUAUCACUUUUUUAUUCACUUCUCCUAACAAUAAAUAAUAAUGUUCUAUUAGUCAGAGACACAGUGUUCAUUAAUUACUUGCUGCACCUGCAUACUAACCUUUUGCAAUUCAUGCUCUUGGACACCUACAUCCCUCUGCUUCUCAGAGCUCUGCAAUCUCUCAUCAUUUAGUUAAGAUACUUUUUUUUAUUCUUCCUGGCAAAAUGUACAAUUUCACAUUUUCCCACAUUAUACUCCCAUUUACCACAUCUUUACCCAUUCACUUAUCACAUCUAUAAUUCUUUGUAGCUUCCUUACAUUCUCUUCUCAACUCCUUUUGCUAUUUUUAUGUAGUCAGCAAAUUGGGUAACCAUACCUUCUGUCCCUUUCUCCAAACCAUUUAUAUAAACUGUAGACAGUUGAGGUGCCAGCAAACCACACGCCAACCUGAACAAGACCCAUUUGUGCCUACUCUGUGCUCCCGGCCAGCUAGCCAGUCUUCUAUCAUGCUACUAUCAUACCCCACUCCACCACAAGCUUUUAUUGUCAGCAGUAACCUCUGAUUUGAUAUCUUUUCAAGUGGUUCACGUGUUGAAUAGACUUCCAGAUAGGAGCAGCCAAAAGAUCCCUACCUAGGAAGGUUUUAAUAGCUGACUCUUAAUAACUGGGUCUUUGAGGUUCAUUUUGAAUGGGCUGGAAUCGGCCAAUCUUUCUUUCCUCAGCUUUGCCUCUUCCAGCAGGAGCUCAAGGACACAAGGCGAUGGUUUAUUUUUAAAGGCUAUUUUGUGAAGUUCUAUUUAGGGCGGCAUGGUGAGUCAGUGGUGAGCACUGCUGCCUCACAGCACAAGGAACUCAGGUUCGAUUCCACCCUCAGGCGACUGUAUGUGUGGAGUUUACACGUUCUCCCCAUGUCUGCCUGGGUUUCCUCCGGAUGCUCCGGUUUCCUCCCACAGUCCAAAGGUGUGCAGGGUAGGUGGAUUGCCCCUAGUGUGCAGGGAUGUGAGGGUAAGUGGGUUAGGCAAAGGGAAAUGUAGGGUUGCAGGGAUAGCGUAGGGGGUUGGGUCUGGGUGGAAUGCUCUUUGGAGGGUCAGUGUGGACUCGAUGGGCCAAAUGAGCUUUUUCCACACUGUAGGGAUUCUAUAAUUCUAUUCUAUUCCCAUAGCCAUCCGCAUUUUCAGGGACUGUAAACUGCAUAAAAAAACUUGCAUUUAUGCAGUACUAUUCAGAAUUCAAUGUCCUGUAUGUUAUGUUUGAGUUGCAGCCACUGUGGUAGGAAACAACGCAGCCAAUUUGUGCUGAGCAAGCUCCCACAACCUGCGAGUGAGAGAAAUGGCGACUGUUGUCAGCUUCAGUGAUACUGGUUGGGUGAGUAUUGCCAGGACGUCAUGAGAGCUGUCCUGUUUUGCUGUCCUUAAAAUGGAAUACUUUACAUCCACCGGACAGAGCAGGCAAGGUGCUGUUUAAUGUCGCUGCCAAAAGAUAGUCUUUUUGUCUCUCUCAGUCACUGAUCAGUGUCCUAAGAUGUGGGAUCAUGCAGCAAUCUUAAAGAGACUGCAGUGCAACAAAUCAGUUCCACACAGCAUAGUAAUUAGUGAGAGUAUUGGUGGUAUUGACUGGGGAGCAGCCAACUGUGAUUAUGUGCUGAAGUCUUGCGAGUGAAUGCAAAGAUUCUGCUCCAGUUUGUGGUUGAUGCACGUGAAUUUUUAACCUUGAAUUACUUUUGCUUCUUUUUGUUCCCCUUCCCUGAUUUUUUUUUUUAGAAAGAGUCCAGUCCUGAAAUAGUUCUCAAAGCAAUAGUUGUUGAAAAGUGGCAGAGAUAACAUUGGAAAUCUUACCAGGACGUGUUGGUACCUCCUUGUCUAAUUUGUCACUAGAUUUCUCCUCCUUCAGCUUGAUGUUGUGUGGGCUGGUGCCUGGUCUAUUCAGCACAAAGAAAUGUGAGGCAUCAUCUAAACAAAACCUUUUCUCCAUCUCCCGCUCCUUCUUUUCACCCCUGUUCCAGCCUGAACUGGAUUGUGGGUAGAUGAGGACAGUAGGGGUACGUUUAUUUGAUGUAUUCUCUAUAUUAUUUGAUGUUUCUGCUUGCACAUUUGAUCCAAGCAAUCUCUGUCUCAUAGCCCACAGAAUUGAGGCCUGGUUGUAUUUUAUCAAAUGGACUGAUAACAGUAGUUUUACCAUGUGACAACACUUCUUUUAUUUUAAAACUCAACAGCUUCUGCAAACAGAAAUGAGCCGCAGACAAAACCUCAAACUUUUAUUAAAUCUGUAGUUACUUGAAUGUCUUUGUUCUGAUGAGAUAGCACCAACAUUUGGUGAUCUGUGUGUGCGUGUGUGUGUGUAUUGUAUGCACUCUUUUUUUAAAAAAAUGUUCCUGAGUUUUUUUUGGAAAAGUACAAUGUGAAUCUGAUCUUCAUUUCAAAUAAGUUUAAAUUAGCAAGCCUUCUUUAUUUAAUGUAGAGGGAAUAUGGGUGCAAGCUACUAUUUCGUUUUGCCUGCAUUCCUGAAAGAUUAUUCCUGUCUUUUCAGUGUCUCUCGUAUCUCGGAAGGAAUUGUGGUAUAAUCAGUACAGUAGCCAAAAGUACCAGGUUUUGAAAUAACUCUUCUGCCUAAUCACCAGAUAAUUUUGUUUUUUUGAAAGAAAUUAAAAGCUGAAAUCUCUGUGGAAUCAUACUGUGUAUUGUUCAUGCCUUGCUAUGUAGUUUAUUGAGAACAGCUCUGCACUCGCACCUUUUUGUAGCCAGGAGCCUGACGUGCAGUCCUGUGGGUGUUGAAUAAUUGCCAGGAGUGUUCCUCAGAGAUGGUUUCUGCACUACCUCAUCCAGGCAAUUGGUUAUUGCCGGUUACUCAACUGGAGCAGGGAGCUGAUUCAGGCCAAUCCUGCCAGACGCCAGCUCUCUUUCUUUUCUCAUACUUAUGAAUCCCAGUCCAGGGGAACAUUGGGAGAAUGUAAAAUCUCCAAUGCAGCCUGGAAUGAAAAUCAGCUAAUUUGGCAUAGGCCGGGGCCAAGUCUGUGAUAUUGGAGGUGACACAGUUACACGGUGAAGUUGUUGGGAAACCUUUGCCCACGCCUGCUCCAGAGAGCGAGAGACUUGGAAUCAUCUUCCAUCUCUUUUGGUUGCCUUUGUAAUGCUAUUAACUGAGGUUCCAACCUUCGGUUUGACACUAGGAAGGUCAUAUCUCGAGGAUAGUGCUAGUUACUGGGUUGGAUUGGUCUUGUCGAUCGAAAUGUUGUCUUGCACUUGACCAGCUUCUAAUCCGUUACACUGCUUUAUUGUAAAUGUAAUUAACCGGUACCUUUUGAGUACCCUGUGAUUCAUGUGCCCUUUAUGUAGACCUUAUAAUAAUCGUGUUCUGUUUGAGAGUUGUCUCUGUAUAUUUUCAAUGAUACUAAUAAAAUCUUUUUUUUAAAA